AUGACUUGGCUUUUCAAUACCGCCGUGCAUGAAGCUCAGAACAUGACGGGAGCGGUAGUCAAAGAGUUUGCCUUUUCUGAUGACGAGGUCUACCUGAAGAAGCUUGGCUACAGCAUAGGGACAACUAUUGGCGAAGGCUCCUACGCAAAGGUGAAGAGUGCUUACAGUGACAAGCUUCAGAAACGGGUUGCCAUGAAAAUAAUCGACAGAAGAAGCGCUCCAAAAGAUUUCAAGGAGAAAUUUCUACCCAGAGAACUGAAAUGUAUGAAAGCUAUUAACCACAUCAACUGCAUAAAGCUAUUUGAAAUAAUUGAGUUUGAACAAAAGGUGUACAUUGUGAUGGAACACGCAGGACACGGCGACCUACUUGAGUACAUCAAACUGCGUGGAGCCAUCCCUGAAGACAGGAGCCGAGUCAUGUACCGACAACUAACGGAUGCCGUGUCCUAUCUGCACGGAAUUAACAUAGCACACAGAGAUUUGAAGUGCGAAAAUUUGUUACUAGACUACCAGAAUAACUUGAAAGUGUCGGACUUUGGAUUCUCUCGUUAUUUUGAGGAUCCAGGCAUCAGCAAGACAUUCUGCGGUAGCGCCGCCUACGCGGCACCGGAAAUCCUGCAAGGGAUUCCCUACUACAUACCAUUACACGACAUUUGGGCCAUGGGCGUCAUACUUUACAUCAUGGUGUGUGCGUCCAUGCCUUAUGAUGACUCUAACGUGAAGAAAAUGAUCCGAGAUCAGCUGGAGAAGAAGGUUACCUUCUCAAAAUCCAAGCCCAUCUCUAACGAAGUGAAAGACCUUAUUACUCGCAUACUGGAAGUGAAUGUGAAAAAGCGAUACACUAUUGCCCAGAUGGUUGUCCACCCGUGGAUGAACCCAGAUGCGCCGCCUCUGGCCGCGGACGAAGGAACCACUACAUGA
Molecule: messenger RNA, 921 nt
Organism: Candidula unifasciata
Lineage: Eukaryota; Metazoa; Mollusca; Gastropoda; Stylommatophora; Geomitridae
Source: the annotation of a GenBank genome assembly